Penicillium digitatum Pd1 is the source of this 1566-nucleotide messenger RNA. Its product is annotated as Cysteine transporter. The record is from RefSeq and is a predicted model, not a curated record. Gene Ontology annotation, biological process: transmembrane transport; L-cysteine transport. Gene Ontology annotation, cellular component: membrane. Gene Ontology annotation, molecular function: L-cysteine transmembrane transporter activity. Lineage: Eukaryota; Fungi; Ascomycota; Eurotiomycetes; Eurotiales; Aspergillaceae.
AUGAGUGACGAAAAACAGCCUCCCGUCACCAGUCAUCCUGACACGAAAACAGUCAAAGAAAACUAUGCCGAUGUGACUUUACGAAUCAUCGAAGACCAUGGCAACGAGUUUAAACCCUUGACGCCGGAAAACGAGACAAAACUCAAACGAAAGUUGUACCUGCACAUCGUGAUUUUGGUAUCAUUCAUCAACGUCUUUCUCUAUAUCGAUAAAUCAACCCUUGGCUAUGCUGCAAUUCUUGGACUGUUUGAAGAGACGGGCAUCUCAAAGUCGCAGUACAACACGCUCAACACUCUAUUCUAUGUCGGCUACCUCGUGGGCCAGUGGCCCGGUAAUUACCUUAUGCAACGGCUUCCACUUGGGCGGUUUUUGAGCGGCACGCUAUUCCUUUGGGGGGUCAUCGUAUUUCUCCAUUGCGUUGCCACCAAAUAUGGGGGACUAGUAGUUCUUCGUCUCGCUCUUGGCACAGUUGAGGCAGUUGUUGUCCCUGCAAUAGAGAUCACUCUCGGCAUGUUUUUCAAUCGUGAGGAACAGUCUUUUCUACAGCCUAUCUUUUUUAUUACCUGUCUUGGGGCUCCAAUUCCGGCGGGUUUCAUUUCCUACGGAUUACUAUUCAGUCACAGCAAUGUCCGCCCAUGGAAGUUCUUCAUGAUCGUCAAUGGAGGACUGACAAUCUUGCUGUCCAUAUUGACCUGGUUCUACUACCCUAACAAUCCCGCUGAGGCACGGUUCCUUUCUCUUGAAGAAAAGGUCCAUGUCAUCCAUCGCGUGCACGAGUCCCACCAGAGCUCUAUCGAGCAGAAACAAUUCAAAAAGUCCCAAUUCGUGGAAUGCCUUCGAGACCCCGUGUCUUGGCUAUUUGCCCUGCAGGCAUUCACGUUGAUGUACUCCAAUAACCUUAACUAUGGCCAGCAAAACCUCCUAACUACUUCUCUUGGAGUUUCAGACCUAGGUUCCACCCUAGUCUCCGCGGCAGGCGGCGGCUUUGGCGUUGCCCUCUGCAUCGUCGCCCAUUUUGCAUUAAAGCGGUUUCCGAAAUAUCUCGCUCUGCAUGGCCUGGUCUGGUGUCUUUUUGCACUGGCAGGGGGUUUAGGCAUAAUCUUCAUCGAUUGGAACCGGAAGCUGCCACUGCUAGUCUGCAUGCUCAUCGCUGAAAACACAUACGGCAUCACAUAUAUCAUCGCGCUCGGGUGGACAACUUCUUCGGCAGCCGGUUAUACCAAGAGGCUGACACGGAAUGCAAUGUUCAUGUUCGGCUAUAGUGUUGGAAACUUCGUUUCCCCACAAAUAUGGGUUCCAAGCGCCGCGCCGAGGUAUUAUAACGCAUGGAUUUCGAUGAUUUUCGUUAGCUGGGUAGGGACACCAGCUAUCCUUGGGAUCAUUCAUCUUAUCCUCGCAAAAAGGAAUAAGGAGAGAAGAAAUUGGAUCGCUGGAUUGAGCGAUGGUGACCGAGAGGGGUGCAUUGAACAAGUAGAUGAGUCCGGGAUAGUGGUGAGGAGGAGGGUGGAUCUGGCGAUGCUGGAUCUGACAGAUUUGGAAAACAAGCUAUUCAUCUAUCCGAUUUAG